Messenger RNA from Naegleria gruberi, 3507 nucleotides. RefSeq lists its product as uncharacterized. Bases 1 to 3507 code for a protein of 1168 amino acids. The record is from RefSeq and is a predicted model, not a curated record. Gene Ontology annotation, biological process: protein phosphorylation. The transcript is spliced from 2 exons. Gene Ontology annotation, molecular function: protein kinase activity; ATP binding. NCBI's taxonomy places the organism in Eukaryota, Heterolobosea, Eutetramitea, Acrasida, Naegleriidae.
AUGAACAUAAACGAGUGGGCCGAUAGGAAAUAUGUGUUGGAAGCUGUUAAACAAGAUGGAUCGGCACUUGAAGAUGCUGAUUCAUCAUUUAAAAAGGAUAGAGAAAUUGUAUUGGAAGCUGUUAAACAAAAUGGGUGGGCACUUCAAUAUGCUGAUUCAUCAUUUAAAAAAGAUAGAGAAAUUGUAUUGGAAGCUGUUAAACGCUAUGGACCAGCACUUGAAUACGCUGAUUCAUUAUUGAAAAAAGAUAGAGAAAUUAUAUUGGAAGCUGUUAAACACUAUGGAUUGGCACUUCAAUACGCUGAUUCAUCAUUUAAAAAAGAUAGAGAAAUUAUAUUGGAAGCUGUUAAACAAAAUGGAUUGGCACUUGAAUUUGCUGAUUCAUCAUUUAAAAAAGAUAGAGAAAUUAUAUUGGAAGCUGUUAAACAAAAUGGAUCGGCACUUGAAGAUGCUGAUUCAUCAUUUAAAAAGGAUAGAGAAAUUGUAUUGGAAGCUGUUAAACAAAAUGGGUGGGCACUUCAAUAUGCUGAUUCAUCAUUUAAAAAAGAUAGAGAAAUUGUAUUGGAAGCUGUUAAACGCUAUGGACCAGCACUUGAAUACGCUGAUUCAUUAUUGAAAAAAGAUAGAGAAAUUAUAUUGGAAGCUGUUAAACAAAAUGGAUAUGCACUUGAAUACGCUGAUUCAUCAUUUAAAAAAGAUAGAGAAAUUGUAUUGGAAGCUGUUAAACAACAUGGAUUGGCACUUGAAUAUGCUGAUUCAUCAUUUAAAAAAGAUAGAGAAAUUAUAUUGGAAGCUGUUAAACAAAAUGGAUUGGCACUUCAAUAUGCUGAUUCAUCAUUUAAAAAAGAUAGAGAAUUUAUAUUGGAAGCUGUUAAACAAAAUGGGUGGGCACUUGAAUACGCUGAUUCAAUAUUGAAAAAAGAUAGAGAAAUUAUAUUGGAAGCUGUUAAACAAAAUGGAUUGGCACUUAAAUAUGCUGAUUCAUCAUUUAAAAAAGAUAGAGAAAUUAUAUUGGAAUCUGUUAAACAAAAUGAAUAUGCACUUAAAUAUGCUGAUUCAUCAUUUAAAAAAGAUAGAGAAUUUAUAUUGGAAGCUGUUAAACAAGAUGGGUAUGCACUUAAAUAUGCUGAUUCAUCAUUUCUAAAAGAUAGAGAAUUUAUAUUGGAAGCUGUUAAACAAAAUGGACGAGCACUUCAAUAUGCUGAUUCAUCAUUGAAAAAAGAUAGAGAAAUUAUAUUGGAAGCUGUUAAACAAAAUGUACGAGCACUUCAAUAUGCUGAUUCAUCAUUUAAAAAAGAUAGAGAAUUUAUAUUGGAAGCUGUCAAACAAAAUGGAUUGGCACUUGAAUAUGCUGAUUCAUUAUUGAAAAAAGAUAGAGAAAUUAUAUUGGAAGCUGUUAAACAAAAUGGAUUGGCACUUGAAUAUGCUGAUUCAUCAUUUAAAAAAGAUAGAGAAAUUAUAUUGGAAACUGUUAAACAAAAUGGAUUGACACUUGAAUAUGCUGAUUCAUUAUUGAAAAAAGAUAGAGAAAUUGUAUUGGAAGCUGUUAAACAAAAUGUACGAGCACUUGAAUACGCUGAUUCAUCAUUUAAAAAAGAUAGAGAAUUUAUAUUGGAAACUGUCAAACAAGAUGGAUAUGCACUUAAAUAUGCUGAUUCAUUAUUGAAAAAAGAUAGAGAAAUUGUAUUGGAAGCUGUUAAACAAAAUGUACGAGCACUUGAAUACGCUGAUUCAUCAUUUAAAAAAGAUAGAGAAUUUAUUUAUUUGCUAUUUAAAUUGAACAAAGAAAAUGCAAGAAAGUUCUCACCUUCUAUAUCCAAAACCAUUGAAGAAUGCUUAAAUAUUCAGAAAAAGCUGUCAAGCAAUAUAAUUGAACAAUACUCCAAAAUAUUUAUGGAUGAAAAAGAUUUAUAUUAUGCUAUUGAAUUAACAAGUCUCUUUAAUCCAACACCAAAAAGUACAAUAUUCAAUUUUAAUCCUAUCUACACACCAAUAUUUGUUGAAAAAUUGAUUAUUUUUCAAAUAUUGAAACGAAUGAACCAUUCAGAAUUGUCUAAUGAUAUUAUUGCUCUAAUUGAUUUACAAAGCACCAAAGCUAACUAUUAUUUAUUUUGUUUCAGAUUGGAUAAAUUUCUUGAAGAUAAUCCUUCUCAAUCAACAAGAAUGAAAGAUUUGAAGAAUAUUGUGGAACAAGUUGCAACAAACUUUGAAACGUCAUUUUAUACAAAACAGGAAAUUAAUGAAAUUAUGAUUUUUGCCAACAAGUGGUUUGAAAAUGAGAAAACAUUUGAUAAUUACAAACAAAUAAUUUGUAAAUAUAAUGAGCUGAGAGGAGAUUUAUCAAAAGUAUUCAAAGCUCUCAAUUAUUUCUAUAAUUAUUUCAAAUAUAAUUAUGAUUUCAUUUCAGUAUUAGGAUAUGGAGGUGAAGGUGUUGCAUUCAAAGUAUUUCACAAAAGUAGUAAAUCAUUAAGGGCAUUAAAAUUAAAAUAUAAUCCAGAGGAAUCUGAAGAAUCAACAAAAGAAACCAUUAAUUUAUUGAACAGAACAGACAUUGAAGGAAAGAUCAAAUGUUUUGAUUGUGAAAUUAUUCAAAAUCAUUUAUAUUCAGUGAUGGAACUUGGAGAGGAAUCAUUAUCAAAUUAUAUUUCAAGAAAUAAUCAAGAUGGAAUUUAUAGAAAUGGAUUCAUUAAUAAGGAAAAGUUGAUUGAAAUUCUUGAAAUAUUUAUCAAAGUAUUGAACUCUGUUCAAUCAAUUCAUGAUCACAAUAUUUUACACAGAGAUUUAGAUCCUCAAAAUAUUGUCAAAGUUCAAGAUCAUUACAAAAUUAUUGAUUUUGAAACAUCAAGAGUUAUCAAGACAGGUAAUUCAAUUACAAUUGCUCGUGGAAAGUUUGCAUACAUGUCUCCUGAAGUUUCACAUGAUAAUUAUUCUGAUGAUUUAUUGAAAAGUGAUGACAAUGAAAAACUUGCUCACAAUGUUGGACAAAUUACCAUUUCAUGUGAUAUAUUUUCAUUGGGAUGCAUUUUGUUGAAAUUAUUAACCAAUUGUCCUUUGCAAUUGUGUGAAAGAUUUGUUAAUGAUCCAGAUGUCUCUAAAUAUAAUGACAAGUAUCCAUAUUUUAGUGGACAUGGAAAAUAUUUCUAUACAGUUGUGACAACAACAGAGGGAGAAAUGAAAUUACAUUAUGCAAUUGAAAAACUAAUCAAUGAAACGAUUAAUGCAGAUUUAGGAGUGAAUAACAUAUUGAUUAGAAGCAUUAUUAGCAUGAUUCAAAGAGAUUCAUCAAAAAGAUUGAAUUGUUAUUCUCACAAGUUAACAAUUAAGAAUAUUUUGAAAUUUUUGAAAGGUGAAAUCAAAGAUAUCACUUUCAAUAUUGAAAAACAAGUUGGAGAAUUGAAGAAAAUCUCACCAUUAAGGAGCUACUCUCAACUUGUAGAGGAAAAUACCAACCUAUUAGAAAGAAUUAAAGUAUUAGAAGAGGAAAAUAGAAAACUCAAACAAAAUUAA